Dichotomopilus funicola is the source of this 1818-nucleotide messenger RNA. RefSeq lists its product as uncharacterized. Gene Ontology annotation, biological process: phenylalanyl-tRNA aminoacylation. The record is from RefSeq and is a predicted model, not a curated record. Gene Ontology annotation, molecular function: magnesium ion binding; phenylalanine-tRNA ligase activity; RNA binding. Gene Ontology annotation, cellular component: cytoplasm; phenylalanine-tRNA ligase complex. The transcript is spliced from 6 exons. The coding region runs from base 1 to 1818 and encodes 605 amino acids. Lineage: Eukaryota; Fungi; Ascomycota; Sordariomycetes; Sordariales; Chaetomiaceae.
AUGCCGACCAUCAACGUCGACAAGUACGCUCUUUUCGAGGAGCUAGGUGAACAGUUCACCGAGGACAGCUUCCAAAAACUAUGCUUCGAUUUCGGCAUUGAACUUGACGGGGAUACCGAAAAUGACCCGUCACGCCCCAAGGAUCAGGUCCCCGAGCUGGCCAUCGAGAUCCCCGCCAACCGAUACGACAUGCUGUGCUUCGAGGGCAUUGCGCUACACCUGAACAUUUUUAGGGGCAAGCAGCCAACACCAAAUUGGAGGCUCGCUGAUAUCCCGGAGGACAAGCUGCAGACCCUCACCAUCUCGGACAGCACGGCGCAGGUCCGCCCGUACGCGGCUGCUGCUAUUCUUCGGAACAUCAAGUUCACGCAAGCGUCCUACGACUCCUUCAUCAGCCUUCAGGACAAGCUGCAUCAAAACCUGGCGAGACAGCGUACCCUGGUCGCCAUUGGUACGCACGACCUCGAUACCAUGAAGGGCCCGUUCACCUUUGAGGGGUUGCCACCAAAAGACAUCAACUUUGUCCCCCUGAACCAGACCACGGAGAUCAACGGCACGGAAUUGAUGGAGUUCUACGAGGCGGACAGGCAUCUGGGCAAAUACCUCCACAUUAUCCGCGACAAGCCGGUAUACCCCGUGAUUCUCGACGCCGACCGGAAUGUGUGCUCGUUGCCGCCUAUCAUUAACAGCGAACGAACCAAGAUCUCGCUUGGGACGCAGAAUGUCUUCAUCGAGAUGACGGCGACGGAUCAGACGAAGCUCGAUAUUGUCUGCAACAUUAUGGUGACAAUGUUCUCCAAGUACUGUGCCGAGCCCUUCGUGAUCGAGCCAGUCAAGAUUAUUUCUGAACACAACAACGUUUCUCGCCUAACGCCGAGCUUGACGACCCGGAUGAUGGAAGUGGAGGUCGACUACCUGAACCAGCUUUGUGGCCUCACGGAAUCGGUUGAGUCGAUAGGCAAGCUUCUGACCAAGAUGGCGUAUACCACGGAGCCGUCAACAGACCCGAAGAAGGUUAAGGUGUUUGUUCCGCCAACAAGAGCGGAUGUGCUACACCCUUGCGAUGUGAUGGAAGAUGUCGCCAUUGGCUACGGCUUCAACGACCUGCCCCGGUCUUCCCCAAACAGGUCCGUAACAGUCGGUAAGCCGCUGAUGAUCAACAAACUCAGCGAUAUUGUGCGCCACGAAUCCGCCAUGGCUGGCUGGGCCGAAGUCAUGCCCCUCAUCCUCUGCUCACACGAAGAGAACUUUGAAUGGCUCAACCGCAAGGAUGACGGGAAAACGGCAGUCCGCUUGGCAAACCCAAAGACAGUCGAGUACCAAAUCGCGCGGACAUCACUCCUCCCCGGGUUGCUCAAGACCCUCAGCGAGAACAAGGCGCUACGCCUGCCACUCCAGAUCUUCGAGUCCUCGGACGUCGUCUUCAAGGAUGAGUCGGUCGAGCGCCGGGCGCGGAACGAGCGUCGUUGGGCAGCGGCAUACUACGGCAAGACGAGCGGUUUCGAGAUCGUACAUGGCCUAUUGGACCGCGUCAUGACGAUGCUACGGGUCGCCUUUGUCACGCAUGAGGAAGGACUCGAGGGAAAGAGCAUCGACUUCAAGGUCUCGGAGAACCCGAGCGAGAAGGACGGGUACUUCAUCAAGGAGAUUGAUGAGCCUACUUUCUUCAACGGGCGCGCCGCGGCCAUCUGGGUGCGGCUUGGCGGGAAGCUGCAGCGGAUUGGCGAACUGGGUGUGUUGCACCCGACGGUGCUCGACAAGUUUGAUCUGAGGUACCCGGUGAGCACGUUGGAAAUUAACCUUGAAGUCUUCCUCUGA